Alternaria hordeiaustralica is the source of this 933-nucleotide messenger RNA. RefSeq lists its product as uncharacterized. NCBI's taxonomy places the organism in Eukaryota, Fungi, Ascomycota, Dothideomycetes, Pleosporales, Pleosporaceae. Gene Ontology annotation, molecular function: metal ion binding. The record is from RefSeq and is a predicted model, not a curated record. The transcript has 2 exons. The coding region runs from base 1 to 933 and encodes 310 amino acids.
AUGGCUGAUUGCGAUGCCCUCGUAACGCCAUCAGGUCGGCACGUGUCACUGAGACAGAUGCAAGACGUUGGUGCGAACAACUCGCCAAGCUCACGCAAGGAGAACGAGCCAUCAGCACGUGAGAGCUGUUUACCUGAGGAGUACAGAUCUUUUGUGGAACGUUCAAAGGAGAAAGAUCUUCUGAGAAAAGAAGCACAAGAAGCAGCUGCCAAAUUGUACAAGAAAGAGCUAGAGACGGUGGAAUUGAACCACGAGAAGGCUUUGAGGCACCUAAAGCUCGAAUACAGUCUCCAGGUCGAUGGUCUCACGAAACAGAAGCAGGAGCUGCAGACUACGAUUCACGCUUGCGGCACGCUGUUUGGAGAAAUGCGCGACAAGAAUACGGCAGAGAUCCAGGAACUUACUCAAGCUAUGCAGCUACUUUGGAGUGAGCUGUAUGCCAAGGACAAGGAGCUCAAGGUCAUGUAUGACGCGUACGAUGAACAGGUCAAGGUACUCGAGCAUGAGAGGGCGGAAUUACCAACCAAGCUAGCCAAAGCCGCGAAGGAAGCGCUCGCUCUUCAGUCCAACGCAAAGCCAACCAACGAGGCUGUUGCUACCAAAGCCGCUGCAUCCGUACCUCCGCAUCUCAGAGGCAACCCACAACGCUUCGCACCCUGCAGCCAGUGCAUGCGCCACAACUGGGAAUGCGAUGGCGGAGCUCACUGCAAGAACUGUUCGAUGCGAGGCAUUACAAAGGGAUGCAAGCGAGUCGCGUGCAGGCACUACAACAAAGGCCUGUGCAAGAACGAAAACUGCCGCUUUGCACACGCAGGAGAUGGAUACAAGAACAUCGUAUCGUAUGAAGCUGUAUGGGGUGACGGGCGCGAGUUGAGUCCAGUCGAGCUUCAGAAGAAGGGACACAAGGGAGGAUGGAAGCCGGCAUGGUCUUGA